GUCUUUAUAUGCGAUGUUUGUGUGAUACCCUUAGUUGUGUGCUGGUACCAAUCGAUUUAUUUACAUGUGUCGUGUAUUUUUACAAUGAAUUUAAAAUGUAUUUUUACAUUUAUAUUAUUAACUGUGAGCACAAAUAUUGUUAUAGCACGUGAUAAGCUGGUACUAUGUUACUAUGGAACCUGGUCAACUUAUCGGCCGAGUUUGGGCAAAUUCGACGUCGAAAAUAUUGAACCCAAUUUAUGCACUCAUCUCGUUUACUCGUUCGUCGGUAUCAACACGCAAGGAACGGUGAUAUCUCUAGAUCCGUACUUAGAUUUACCAGAUAAUUGGGGUAGAGACAACUUUGCCAAAUUCAACGCAUUGAAAAAUGGCCGACCUAAUCUUAAAACUCUUUUGGCUGUUGGAGGAUGGAAUGAAGGAUCAGCGAAAUACUCAAGAAUGGUGGCUAGCUCGAUAUUACGAAGGAAUUUUAUAACGAGCGCUAUAAAAAUGAUGCGAGAUUACGGUUUCGAUGGCUUGAACUUAGACUGGGAGUAUCCUAACAGACGGGACACGGUAAACGGACCUGCUGAUAUACAGAACUUCGUACAAUUGCUUAAAGAACUUAGAACAGAGUUUGAUAAACAUGGAUUUGAGCUGAGCGCAGCUGUGGCUGCAGUAGAAGCAGUUGCAGUCCAGGCGUACGAUAUACCUGGUAUUAGCAAAUAUUUGGACCACAUUGGUUUAAUGACGUAUGAUUUGUAUGGCCCCUGGGACCCAGUAACCGGUCAUAACUCACCGCUUCACAAGGGAGAAGGAGAUGGGAACAUUCCGAGAGAACAGUUGUAUACUGUUGAUGUUGCCCUGGAAUAUUGGAUCAAAAGUGGAUGCCCGCCUGACAAGAUAAUCCUCGGUCUACCUCUCUACGGACAUACAUUCACUUUGACCAAUGCAGGCGCUAGUGGUGUUCGAGCUCCAACUAAUGGUGCGGGAAUAGCUGGCCCUUAUACAUCGACAAAUGGCAUUAUUGGAUACAAUGAGUUUUGCACCAAAUUACAAAGAGAGACUUGGAAUGUUCGAUAUGAUAACCUAGCGAAGGUUCCUUACGCUGUACAAAAUAAAAACUGGGUGUCAUAUGAUGAUGCUAGUUCACUAACAGCAAAAGUUGAAUAUGGUUUGAGCAAAAACAUCGGCGGCAUUAUGGUCUGGAGUAUUGAAACUGAUGAUUUUAGAAACGUUUGUGGUAAUGGAAGAUAUCCUUUGCUGAAUGCUAUUAAUAGGGCAUUAGGAAAAGUUGUUACAACUACUACUACAACUUCUAGACCUACUACGACAACUGUCUCCACUACGACCAAAGCUCCAAAUACUCCAUCAGAAAGUGUGUGUAAAUCCGAAGGACCGACAGCGGAUCCAACGGACUGUACUUCGUUCUAUAUUUGCACUGUAGAUCCCAGUGGUAAAUUCAUACCACACAAGUUCAAAUGUCCGAGCAACCUCCAUUGGGAUAGCAAGAACCUUUACUGUAACUAUCCAGAGCUUGUUGAAUGUAACAUUCAAUAAGUAUGUAUUUAUUUAUCAAAUAAAAG
Messenger RNA from Papilio xuthus (Asian swallowtail), 1565 nucleotides. RefSeq names its product probable chitinase 2. The record is from RefSeq and is a predicted model, not a curated record. Lineage: Eukaryota; Metazoa; Arthropoda; Insecta; Lepidoptera; Papilionidae. Gene Ontology annotation, molecular function: chitin binding; chitinase activity. Bases 85 to 1539 code for a protein of 484 amino acids. Gene Ontology annotation, cellular component: extracellular region. Gene Ontology annotation, biological process: carbohydrate metabolic process; chitin catabolic process. The transcript has 8 exons.